AUGACUUCUACAUGUGGAAGUACGCUGUUACUUACUGGGUUAUGUCUUACUGUUGCGUUCGUUUACAUCUACAGAAAAGUUGUACCACAUGAUCAUCAACCUCUUGGAAACUUGGCAGAUGUCAAGUCAUCUCAUGCAAUUUAUAAAGAGAAGUUUUGGGAUAGCUCGGCUUAUGCUGACCUUCCGUUUGGAAAGACUCAUUAUUUCUUGAUCGGACCAGAAGAUGGUGAAAAGAUUGUGUUUGUUCAUGGCAUUUCAUGUCCAGGAGCAUGCUUUCCCUCUUUUAUGAAUGCCUUGGCUAAAAAAGGCUAUCGGAUUCUUAUUUAUGAUCAUUAUGGACGAGGUUACUCUGAUUCGCCUGGUGUAAAUUACUCUCAGGAUUUAUAUGUUGCUCAGUUGGCUAUGCUGCUGCAAAAAAUCGAAUGGACUAGUGCACAUAUUCUUGGUUAUUCACUUGGUGGUGCAAUUACUGCUCAUUUUGUUGCCAAGUUUCCUAAACUAGCAAAGAGUGUCAUGUUUAUUGCACCUACUGGCUUGAUGACGAAACUUCCUCCCAUUUCUUGGAUUUUACAUGUUCCCAUUCUGGGUCCAUUUAUUUUCUAUACUUUUGGUGUAGAUGUUUUGUGCAAGCUUUCUCAAAAGAAUUUUGUGCUGGAUCAACACACCAAUGAUAACCUGACUCAUUUGGUAAAACUCAAUACGUUCAUGAUUCGGUAUCAUCCAGGCUAUCUUCGUUCUUAUUUUUCCACCGUACUGCAUUUCAAGUUUGGGGGAAAUGAUGAGUAUUUUGCUCGGAUAGAGAAAUCUCAUCCAAAUAAAACCAUGGCCAUUUGGGGUACCGAGGACAAAGUGGUGCCGUUUAUUCACGCAGCCGAGUUGCAGCACCUCAUGCCCAGCUUAAAAAUGGUGGUCAAGGAAAACUGUGGACAUUCUAUUGUAGCCGAGUUUCCAGAGUUUUGCGUUGAAUCGGUCGAUGCGUUUUUAUCCAAAAACAAAUAAAAACUUGUGUAUG
Molecule: messenger RNA, 1012 nt
Organism: Batrachochytrium dendrobatidis JAM81
Lineage: Eukaryota; Fungi; Chytridiomycota; Chytridiomycetes; Rhizophydiales
Exons: 6
Coding region: 1-999 (332 amino acids)
Source: RefSeq, a predicted model, not a curated record